Drosophila grimshawi is the source of this 750-nucleotide messenger RNA. Its product is annotated as peptidyl-prolyl cis-trans isomerase-like 3. Lineage: Eukaryota; Metazoa; Arthropoda; Insecta; Diptera; Drosophilidae. The coding region runs from base 16 to 618 and encodes 200 amino acids. The record is from RefSeq and is a predicted model, not a curated record. Gene Ontology annotation, cellular component: catalytic step 2 spliceosome. The transcript has 3 exons. Gene Ontology annotation, molecular function: peptidyl-prolyl cis-trans isomerase activity. Gene Ontology annotation, biological process: protein peptidyl-prolyl isomerization.
AACUUAAAUUUAUAAAUGGCAAUAUGGCGAAAACGGCAGCACUGCUCUGUGGAUUUGCAGACGAUAUAUAUCGCAUCAAUAGCAGCCAACUUAACUGGUUUCGAGCUCGAAAAUCGCAACACAGCUGCUAAAAUGUCAGUAACCUUGCACACCGACGUAGGCGACAUUAAAAUCGAGCUGUUUUGUGAAGCUUGUCCCAAGGCCUGCGAGAAUUUUCUAGCCCUCUGCGCCAGCGACUAUUACAGCGGAUGCUGCUUUAUCAGGAACAUCAAAGGAUUCAUUGUGCAAACAGGCGAUCCAACCAAUACAGGCAAAAAUGGCCAGUCCAUUUGGGGCACCAAGUUCGAUGAUGAGUUUAAGGAAACAGUAAAGCACACGGAUAGAGGAAUGGUCUCCAUGGCAAAUAAUGGUCCCAAUGCGAAUGCCAGUCAAUUCUUCAUUACGUACGCUGCACAGCCUAAUCUGGACUUGAAAUAUACGCUCUUUGGGCGUGUAAUCGAUGGCUUCGAUGCACUCGAUGAGCUGGAGAAGCUGCCCGUAAACCCAAAGAACUAUCGACCCCAUUUUGAUAAGAAAAUUAAUGGAGUAACGAUCCAUGCCAAUCCGCUGGCAGCGUGAUAAAUGACUCAAAUUGCAUUAGCUGAUACAUAUAUUAUCUAGCACUUAAGUUUAAAUAAUUGUUGCAUUUACAAACAAAUUAAUUGAGAAGCAAUUUGUGCAAAAGCUUCGUGAAUUAAAACUAACAAGUCA